AUGUCUAAGAAGACCAGAUCUUUUUGCCUCCUCAAUCUGUGUGUUCUGGUUUUUCUAUCAUUUGCUCGCGCGAUUGAUUAUGAUCUUGAAGUUCAAACUCUGAGCGAUAUGUACACAGCCCUGAACCGCCCGUGGAAGAUGUUAAACUGGUAUAAAGGUAACCCAUGCGAGGAUAUGUGGGUAGGAAUUACCUGUGUAACAUUAUCAAAGGGACGAUCAACCGUGACUGGCAUUAACCUUCGCGGUUUCAACCUUACUGGUACAUUGGACUUCCAGUUAGGAAAUCUUCAAAAUUUGAUAAAACUGGACCUGAGCGCCAAUAACAUUCAAGGUGAAAUCCCACAUCGUUUAUCUCGACCUCUCAAACUUCUUAGAUAUGUGAAUCUGAGCCACAACGGAUUAUCUGGACGGGUGGGAGAUUUUUUUAGUGACAUGGAGAAUCUGGCAUUGCUGGAUCUGUCACACAAUAAACUCACCGGAGAAUUACCUACUUCAUUUGGUGCUUUGAAAAGUCUGAGGAAUUUGCUUCUGCAGGGCAAUUCACUUAAUGGACCGGUCACUAUUUUGGCAAAGCUCCCACUAAUAGUUCUCAACAUUGAAGAUAACCAGUUCAGUGGUGUGAUUCCAGAAAAUUUUAAAGACCUUAUUCACUCAUGGAUUGGGGGUAAUAUGUUUGAUGACAUAGAAGAAGAAGAAGAAAGGAUUCAAAAGAAUAAGCAGCAGUCGAGUAGUUGUUGCUGUGGGCAUUGA
Messenger RNA from Ipomoea nil (Japanese morning glory), 750 nucleotides. RefSeq names its product protein STRUBBELIG-RECEPTOR FAMILY 2-like. The record is from RefSeq and is a predicted model, not a curated record. The transcript has 9 exons. Gene Ontology annotation, molecular function: protein binding. The coding region runs from base 1 to 750 and encodes 249 amino acids. NCBI's taxonomy places the organism in Eukaryota, Viridiplantae, Streptophyta, Magnoliopsida, Solanales, Convolvulaceae.